Molecule: messenger RNA, 725 nt
Organism: Perkinsus marinus ATCC 50983
Lineage: Eukaryota; Perkinsozoa; Perkinsida; Perkinsidae
Exons: 5
Coding region: 1-609 (202 amino acids)
Biological process (GO): transmembrane transport
Cellular component (GO): membrane
Molecular function (GO): transmembrane transporter activity
Source: RefSeq, a predicted model, not a curated record
AUGUCGAUAUACGUUGGAAUUGCUCUUGGUAAUAUAGUGACAUCUGGGGUAACUUCCUGGGCGGGUGGUAAGACCAUCUUCCUUGUUGAGGCAUGUUUGAUGAUACCAGUAAUAGUACUGUGUGUGAGAUGGCAGUGGAGGUUUUCGACGAAUGCUCACCAGUAUACGGAGCUCAAUGCUUCGACUACGAGCCUUAUUGGUGACAUCAAGCAAGUCCUCAUGUCGAGGCCGUUUGUACUCAUUUGCCUCGGAUCUGCUGCCUUCAACUUCGUAGCUGGUGGUCUGGCAGUGCACGGCCCCACGAUACUGCGGGAGUCUCUCCAAGCCAGCCAGGCUGUUGCCACACUGGGGCUGGGCCUUGCUACUGUAUUCACAGGGGUAGUGGGGACGUAUUUUGGCGGUUGGCUCAGUGAUAAAGUAGCUGGAAAGGAUCCAAGUGCAACUACUCGAGCCAGGAGUGGGUCUAAGAUAUCCUCCGUGAUGAGCGCUAUAGGGGCACUAUCGAUUGCUUUGACAGCAACGGCCAAGUCGACCUGGGCCUUCCUUCUUAUGAUGUCAGUCGCUCUGUUGGCAUCAUUUGCGACUACAGCACCGAGCAACGUUGGGUAGUGGUAAUGGAGAUAGCGGUAUCGGAGUCGUUGCUCUGCUAAUGAGCACCGUUCCUGAGGACGUCCGGAGCCAAGGCCUAGCUAUAGCGACUGGAGUAAGCCACCUUAUCGGGGACU